This is a messenger RNA of Gadus macrocephalus (Pacific cod), 6444 nucleotides long. Its product is annotated as rho-related BTB domain-containing protein 2-like. Gene Ontology annotation, cellular component: cytoplasm. NCBI's taxonomy places the organism in Eukaryota, Metazoa, Chordata, Actinopteri, Gadiformes, Gadidae. Gene Ontology annotation, molecular function: GTPase activity; ubiquitin protein ligase binding; GTP binding. The record is from RefSeq and is a predicted model, not a curated record. Bases 1221 to 3332 code for a protein of 703 amino acids. Gene Ontology annotation, biological process: small GTPase-mediated signal transduction; proteasome-mediated ubiquitin-dependent protein catabolic process; regulation of proteolysis. The transcript is spliced from 10 exons.
CGUGCACACUUUUAAAAUAACCGCCUGAAUCAUCAUUCCAGGCAGGCUUUCUGCCUGCACUGUGCUGGUUGUACUGUACUAUGUCUCAUUGCCCUGUUUGUGAAGAGAAUAUUUCUGUAUUAUAUUGGAUUUCUUCUGUGCUUGUGAAGCCCUGUAGUGACCCUUGUCCGAGUCGUACUAUGUAAAUAUAUUUAAAUAAUUUACUUACCUUUGUGUAUUGAAAGAACAACGAUCAAAUAAGCAAAUUGAAUAAGAAAUGUACCAAUGGGGGCGCUCUAUCUGAGCAGCUGAAGGUUAAAGCAAUACUUCUUGUUUAUGCUGCUCCCUCAGUAUUUAUUGGAUUAAGUUACCAUACACUGUUUGUUUAAGGCUAAACAAUUAGCUAUUUAACUGGGUGUUUAUUCUUUCUGAUCACCACUGACCCUGGUGGUAACAUAUUUUACAGACAGACAAACACACACACUGAUGCUAUAUAUAUUAUAGACCAUAUGCUACUAUAUUGCAGAUGUUUUAUUAAAUUAUUCUGACGAGGGUGCUUUGAUGGAUAAAAUAAUGCGAUUAUGUUGAGAUACUGGAUGCACUGCAUGAAAGGGACUAAGAGGAAUGGAUGGAGACUGAAAUUAUUACCAUAUUAUGGAAAGGUGAGCUUUGUUCUUAACAACUCUAAUGAUGACAGUAGUCUGCCGUUCUCUGUACAUUGUAUCAUACGGCCUAUGGUCACAUUAAUACACAUAUAAUAAUAAUGAAAGUGUUAUUAUAAAAACAAAAGCGGCACAUAAUGAAUUGUAUCAUUUAAUAGCGCAAAGAUAACCAUGUUUGAGUUCGCCUUGUUUUGGCUGGCACAUUAUAUGGUCAUAAAGCUGUGUAAUAGGGUCAUGGGAUGUGAACAGUGGGGUUCUUUUGGCGCGCGUGCCCGCUUUGAGCCACGUGGGCCAGGUGACCGGAGGAGGUCCGCGGGGCCGCGCGCCGCGCUCACAGCUGCAGCUCUGCAGCUCUGAGGAUAGAGAGGCCUCUGCUCGCCUCCGUUGCUUUUUCUGGUAGGUCUUCGUAUUUCUGCCGACUGGAAACAUUGCGGUGGGUCGCCGGUUCCAGCGCCUCCUGACAGUCGUCGAAGAUGAAGUUCAGCCGGAGCAGCCGCCAGGUGCCUGCCGCCCCCCGUGGAGCCCCUCUCCUCCCGUCCAGCCUCCUGUCCGUCCUCUCGUCCGCUGCACCACUUCCUCAUGCUGCGACCUCACCCGACCGAUUCUGAUAUGGACUAUGAGAGGCCCAACGUCGAGACCAUCAAAUGUGUGGUCGUCGGGGACAACGCGGUGGGGAAGACCCGUCUCAUCUGCGCCCGCGCCUGCAACGCCACCCUAACACAGUACCAGCUGCUGGCCACCCACGUGCCCACGGUCUGGGCCAUCGACCAGUACCGGGUGUGCCAGGAGGUACUGGAGCGCUCCAGGGAUGUGGUCGACGACGUCAGCGUGUCCCUUCGCCUCUGGGACACGUUUGGGGACCACCACAAGGACCGGCGCUUUGCUUACGGCAGGUCGGAUGUGGUGGUGCUCUGUUUCUCCAUCGCAAACCCCAACUCGCUGUACCACGUGAAGACCAUGUGGUACCCUGAGAUCAAGCACUUCUGCCCCCGCGCUCCGGUCAUCCUGGUGGGCUGUCAGCUGGACCUGCGCUACGCUGACCUGGAGGCUGUGAACAGGGCCCGUCGGCCCCUGGCCAGACCCAUUAAAUCCAACGAGAUCCUGGCCCCCGAGCGAGGCCGGGAGGUGGCCAAGGAGCUGGGGGUGCCGUACUACGAGACAAGCGUGGUUGCUCAGUUCGGCAUCAAGGACGUCUUUGACAACGCCAUCCGGGCUGCGCUGAUCUCACGUCGGCACCUGCAGUUCUGGAAGUCCCACCUGAGGAACGUCCAGCGGCCCCUGCUGCAGGCGCCCUUCUUGCCGCCCAAACCGCCCCCGCCCAUCAUCACCGUCCCGCCUCCGCCCAGCUCCACCGAGGAGCACCCCGCCCGCCUGCUGGAGGACCCCCACUGCGCCGACGUCAUCCUGGUCCUGCAGGAGCGCCAGAAGAUCUUCGCACACAAGAUAUACCUGGCCACGUCCUCCUCCAAGUUCUACGACCUCUUCAUCAUGGACGGGGCGCCCGAGGAGGCCGAGCGGCCCGGGCGGGGCCCUCUCUCCGGCCGGGAGCUGCUGAUGAGGGCCGCCAGCUUUGACGUGUGCGAGAGCAGCGACACGGGCGACCGCGCCAACCUGCGGGCCUGCACCAGCGACGGCACGCUGAGGGAGUCCCAGGGGGCGCGGCAGGGCCAGCUGCUCUCCUCCUGGAGCAGGGCCUUCGUCAGCAUCCAGCAGGAGCUGGUGGAGGACCCGGGCACCUACGCCCCCCGGCCCAUGACGGUGGUGCACAUGGACGGGUCCAUGCUGCUGGGGCCCUUCCGGGCGGUGCUGCGCUACCUGUACACUGGCCAGCUGGACGAGCACGAGAAGGAGCUCAUGCACAUCGCGCACAUCGCCGAGAUGCUGGAAGUGUUCGACCUGCGCAUGAUGGUGGCCAACAUCCUCAACAACGAGGCGUUCAUGAACCAGGAGAUCACCAAAGCCUUCCACGUGCGGCGCACCAACCGGGUCAAAGAGUGUUUGGCCAAGGGCACCUUCUCGGAUGUGGUGUUCAAGCUAGAUGAUGGCACAAUCUCAGCCCAUAAGCCCUUGCUCAUCUCUAGCUGUGAUUGGAUGGCAGCGAUGUUUGGAGGGCCUUUUGUGGAGAGCUGCACUAAAGAGGUGCUGUUCCCCAACACGACGCGCACCUGCAUGCGGGCGGUGCUGGAGUACCUCUACACGGGCCGCUUCUGCUCCCGGGCGGACCUCGACGCCAUGGAGCUGAUCGUUCUGGCCAACCGGCUCUGCCUCCCGCACCUUGUUGCUCUAACAGAACUGUACACGGUAACAAUGUUGAUGGAGACGGCCCUUAUGGGCGCUGACACCGACGGGGAUGUCCUGGUGUACCUGGACAUGGCGCAGUUCCACUGUGCCCAGCAGCUCACAGGCUGGUGCCUUCACCACAUCUGCACUAAUUACAACAGCGUGUGCCGCAAAUUCCCCCGAGACAUGAAAGCCAAGUCUGCAGAGAACCAGGACUACUUUGAGAAGCAGCGCUGGCCCCCGGUGUGGUACCUGAAGGAGGACGACCACUACCAACGGGCCCGCAAGGAGCGCGACAAGGAGGACUACCUGUACCAGAGGAGGCAGUGCAAACGCAAAUGGCUGUUCUGGAACCUGCCCUCCUCCCCGUCCUCACACUCUCCUCCUUCUGGGUCGUCUGCUGUCAUCUGAUGGGGUGAGGAACCAUCCACUGGCUGCUGCGGACAGACACCCAGGCAUCCCAUUAAAAAAGCUCAUUCUUAAUGCUCCUUACAGUGGAAUAUGAUUUGUGGGAGGAGCAUUGGACAGAGCAGGGUAUGGACUGAAUCCAAGCCUCGUUGACAGUAAAUUGAAGGCUGGUGCAAUAGGCUUCUGCUCUUCGAGCGGUGAGCAUUUCAUUGAAUGUUUGACUAGGUAAGGUCUCAAGGAAUGGACGUCUGCUGGCACAGAACUGUCAUCCAUUGAUCGCUCAUAAGUUACUGAUAACUGAUAACUGAUAACCGAUAACCAAGUGCUGCUUACGAGAGCUGCAACAACCAGCAAUUUUACACAAAAUCCCAAAUCUCAGAUCCAAAAUUUAUAAAAAACUACCAAACUCAGUCUACAGCAGGAUCCCCUCAGCAAGAAGCUCCAAGUCUCCAGUCAAUACAGGCCCUCAUGAAUCACAGAGCACUGAUUAGAUGGUUUGAUUGACCGGAAGACCCUCGGAGGACAACAGUUCACACAGACCCAGAGGGAGAAUACAGAGCGACACCGUGUGUGUGUGUGUGUGUGUGUGUGUGUGUGUGUGUGUGUGUGUGUGUGUGUGUGUGUGUGUGUGUGUGUGUGUGUGUGUGUGUGUGUGUGUGUGUGUGUGUGUGUGUGUGUGUGUGUGUGUGUCAACAGAUUUGAAUGUUUGUGUACAGCUUGAAGUGAUUCUGGAUACACUCAAGUACCCAUCUCCAUUAUUGUGCGGCCUUGUGUGUUGCAUCUUCUUACACUAAAAGGGCUUUCGUUUACAUGAAUGCAGGUUGUGUGUCUUCUGAAAGACGCAAGAGAUUCCUGGAGAGAAAUAAGUAUCUUCUUGAAAUUUCCAGUAAACAAACGUGGGUUAUUUAAGUUUAGUGUGUUUGAUUGUUCAUUGCUAUUGCUUCACUUAGUUGAUGCUUGACAGAUGUAAUUAUACUCUCUAGAGACUUGUCAUGCUAACACACCUUACAUGCCAUUCAUUGGGGUUCAGAUUGAAUGCAUAACUGUGAUACAAAUCACACUUUAUAAGAGCGUAUUGGAUGCUUAUGAUUACGCUGCGCUGUAAACCUCCAGUAACAUGAGCUCCUCUUAUCUUCUAUCUCCGAUCAGCUUUUUAGACUCUACUGGUCUACAGGAGGCCCAGCGGGAGGCUGAAGCUGCCUGUUUUACAGCAUGUGUUUGUGACAGGGUACACAGAUGCCUGGGUCAAGCCAUCAGCCUUCUGCUAAGCUCUUGUUUGUUCUUGAAAUCCUCUAAGAUCCUAAAGCAACCCCUUGUAGCAGCACGUUGGUGGCCGCGAUCCUGCUGCUGACAAACGCGGAGGCUUCAGAAGUUUGGUUGAGUUUGUGUUUUUGUGUAUUUGUAUUUUAACGCUGCUGGUCUCUUCCUGCUGUGUGUGGAUUGGAUUGUUUAGACUUGUUGUCAAGUAUUGCUCAGAUAACAUGCAAGAAACUUGCAUUAAUGUAUGUGCACUAGUUAUGUCAAUAUUGUUUACUGCAGAUGGUGAUAGAAGGAACUACAAUAUUACUUAAUGGGGAAAACUUACAACGUACUAAGUUUGGUGUUGUGCUACUUGCACAAUAGCUAACUGGCAGUUACAUAUAGUAACCAAAUAUUUAAAAAAGUUUAAAAGUCAGACUAAGAAUCGCAACUAUUGUACCAAAUUCUGGUGCUAGCAUAUGUUGGUCUCACUCAUAGAGGAUAAAAGUUUCUACAAAAAAAAUUACUUGGAUUACAGGCUUCUCUUUGAGCAGCCCAUUGUGAAAGGCUUGCCUUAGGCAUGCAAAGAAAAGGUCUGACCUUUUUAAACGCAUGAAUGAGGCUUGACAAAACAGCAACAAGAAAAAUCACUGGUAAUUAACACAAAUGGUGGUGCUUUUGCUCUCAAUCACAAUAUUUACCUUGUUCAUAGCAGCGUUACUGCACCCUGUGUUGUUUAGGGUUUUUUAACAGGGUUACUAGAAUGUGAAGUCUCCUCUGACCCUCCUGCUCACCUCUCCUACUAAGCUCCAAUGAUUUUUAUCUCCAGUUUGAAAUGCGGGAUAUUUCUACCACAUGUAUAUUUUUAUCAAAACGGCACGUUUUAAGUAGUGGCUUCUAUUUGAUAGGUUCUGCAACCAUAAUUAGCUGGGCAGCGUUAUUUAAAUUGAUCACAUAGAUUUUAAGAUUUAAUUUCCUAUUAAUUUUUCUUCUUCUGUGAAUGUUUGGUGUUUAGACACCUCAUGCCUUAAUGUAAAGUGUGUGUUGGAUGUAAAUACUGAUGCUGUCUGGAGGCCUGUUCGUGUGCUAAACAUGUAAGUGACACUUGUACUGGAAGUCAUGGGUAUGUGUAGAUGUACAUAAUCUGAAUCUGACAUGGUUGUACAUUUGUGAGGGGCUGUUUGUUUGAAUGAUCCUGUUUUUAUUCUUAAUAUUUGAAAUUCGUUCAGAUAUAAAUGUUUAAUUUAAUCAAAAGCAAAAAUAAUACAAAUAAAGUAAGUAUGUUAAAUAAAAGAUGAUUAGGAAAUAAUAUCAUUAUAAAUAGUUUUAUUAGAUUUGCAAAUCGAUAAUGGCGUAGAGAACAAUGCUUGCUGAUGCAGUUACAAAUAUAUACCCACUUUAUACUAUGCAUAGAAAUAAAGUUAUUUUUAGACUGAUUUACACAGCAUUAGAGAAUUUAAAAGUCGCCAUUGAAUUACAAACGAUUAUUUGAGGAACACAGCUCAUUAGCUUAGUAGAGAAUAUCAGGUAAAACUAUUAGAUCGGAAUAUAAUAGUCCUCCAUGUAUGUGGGUGCUAACAUCAACGCUGCAGAAAAGCACAAACCAAAGGUAGCUUCGGCAGCACCAGGCUAAGAUGCUGCACAAUCACAACCGCAUAGUUAAGAGGCCUUGUACUGAACUUCUCUUUUUACACUUGAACAUCUGCUCAGUGUUGGAAGCCUGUAUGACGUUUCCCGUGUCGUCAGGUUCUUUGUUCUGAAAAAGUUGUAUCGCUUAUGAACUUUGUUGUAGGCUACAUCUGGAAUUGCGUAGCAUGUGUUCUUGAAAAGUAUGUAAAUAAUAUUUACUAAAUAAAAAAAGUAGCAAACGUUGAAA